Messenger RNA from Sardina pilchardus (European sardine), 894 nucleotides. Its product is annotated as complement C1q-like protein 4. Gene Ontology annotation, molecular function: protein binding. The record is from RefSeq and is a predicted model, not a curated record. The transcript has 3 exons. Bases 53 to 733 code for a protein of 226 amino acids. Lineage: Eukaryota; Metazoa; Chordata; Actinopteri; Clupeiformes; Clupeidae.
GCAGAAUUUAACGCUGACGAGCUGCCCCAGUUUGAGCUGAAGAGUUUAAAACAUGAAGAGUGCUGGAGCUGUGCUGCUGUUGCUGUGGUCUGGUGUGGUUGUGGCUGCAGCAGAGCGUGGAGGCCUCCAUCACCAGGCCACAGGUGUAGCUGCAGCCUCCACCCAGCAGAGUGACCUGACGGAGGUCCGCGCCAUGCAGAGACAGAUGAUCGCUCAGAUGGCAGAGCAGAGAGAGGAGCUCCGGCUGGCCAAAGCCCAACUGGAGAAACAAGUAGAGGAACUGAAGAAUGGAGCACUCAAGCCCCUUCCGUAUCCUGCCAAUGUGGCCUUCUCCACCUCCUUCUCUGUGAAGACUGACAAACACAUCGGACCCUUCCAGAAGGACACCACCCUGCUAUUCGAUUGUGUCUUCACCAACAUUGGCGAUAGCUACGACAAAACCAAAGGCCUGUUCACGGCUCCACGCGAUGGCGUCUACCAGUUCAACUACCACAUCUUUGCCGGAGGCGACAACGGAGCCGGAGCCAAGCUCAUCAAGAACCAGGAUCAGAUUGUGGCCGCCUACAACCACAAGGCCCCUCACGACAUCAACACGUCCCAGAGCGUGAUUCUGAAGCUGCAGUCUGGCGACACGGUGUGCCUUCGUCUGGAGGCUGGCUGGUGGGUCGCGGCCUACACCGGACAUCUCACCACCUUCAGCGGACAUAUGCUUUUCCCCACCUCAGAACGAUAAAGUCAACUAUCUAUCUCUAUUGUAUCUAUCUAUCUAUCCAUCUCUCUGCUCCUCAUGUGAUUUACUCGUCUGUGCCCACGGUGCUGAUUUGUCUGCAUGUGCUGAUGGGUUUCACUAUGUGGUGUUCAGAUCCAAAUAAAAUGAUCAACGCUUUCACAUAA